UAUCUAAACACUUAUCUCAAUUUUUCGAAUUUUUUUUUCCAAGAACACUUCUAAGCUCUCUUUCUAUAAUUUUUUUUAUGGUUUCGCUAUGCACACCGCAUUGAAAAACACAGUAGUCUUCUGCAAGAAAUCACCUUUCUCGAUAUCAGUUGAGAAUAAUCAGCCAUGGCUUCUUCAAAUCAAUGCAAAUUGAUGAUGUUCCCAUGGCUGGCCUUUGGCCACAUGCUACCAUUUCUAGAGCUCUCAAAACAAUUAGCAGCAAAGGGUGUUAAAGUAUUAUUCGUUUCCACUCCACGAAAUCUUCAGAGAUUGCCUUCCAUUUCUCCAGAUUUAUCAGCUAACUUAAAGCUGGUAGCUAUCCCACUACCACACAUCAACGGCUUGCCGGAAAACGGCGAGGCCACGAUUGAUCUGCAGCUGGAGCAAGUUCAGGAUCUAAAGAAAGCAUAUGAUAUGUUACAGAAGCCAAUGGAAAAUCUCCUACGCAAUGAAUCUCCUAACUUUAUAUUGUAUGACUUUGUUCCCUGCUGGAUCCCAGAAAUUGCUGCUAAAUGCAAUGUUCCUUGCGCUUAUUUCAGUACAUUCUCAGCUGCUGCUUUGUCUUUCUUCGGUCCUCCACAAGAGUUGAGAUCUUCUGCCCUGAGAACCAAGCCUGAAGAUCUCAUGGCACCACCAAACUGGUUUCCUUUUUCGUCUCUUGUAGCUCAUAGACCUGACCAGGCAGCUAUAAUGUUCCGUAACUUGAAUGUACCUGACAGAUCUGGCAAGACUAGCGGCCACCGGUGGGCUGGAAGCCUGGAGGGCUGUGACUUCGUCGCCAUACGAAGCUGUCCAGAGUUUGAAGAUGCAUACCUGAAGCUUCUGCAGGAACUGUAUCAGAAACAAGUUCUGCCAGUCGGUUUACUUACAUCAAAUCUCACAGUAAGUGAUACUGAUUACUUGCCUGACUCAUAUUGGUGUGGUUCUUUCAAGUGGCUGGAUCAACAAGAACAAAAAUCUGUGGUUUUUGUAGCAUUUGGGAGUGAGUAUAAGAUGCCAGCAGAACAAAUCCAAGAACUCGCCUGUGGGCUAGAACUCUCAGAACAGCCUUUUCUGUGGACUGUUAGGAAGCCAGAAGGAGUAGAUAUCUCAGACUUAUUGCCUAAUGGCUUCUUGGCUCGGACUUCCGGUCGAGGGAUUGUGAGUCUCGGUUGGGCUUCGCAGCGGAGAUUACUGGCUCAUCCAGCUAUUGGUGGAUGCAUCUUACAUUGUGGGUGGAGUUCCACCAUAGAAACACUUGGUUUUGGUCACCCCACGAUUCUGAUGCCGAUGAUGGCUGAUCAAGGUCUCAAUGCGAAGCUGUUGAUAGAGCAAGGAGUUGGCUUUGAGGUGCCAAGGUAUGAAGAUGGCUCUUUCGACAGAUAUGCAGUUGCCAAGACGAUAAAACUAGUGAUGGUAGGGAAAGAGGGAGAGCAGCUCCGGCUGAAGGCAGCUCAGAUGCCAGAAAUUUUUGCCAACCCAAAUCUGAUGCAGCUUGACAGGUUUCAGUGAAAGAAUUCUAACUUUACAAUCAUAACCUCUGCUUCCAGCCUUCUCUUCCUGAGUCAAGGCACACAAUUUGGAAGUCUCUAUUUUUCUCUCUGGGUUUUUCUUCCCCUUCUCUAUGCUCGAUAGCGUCGACAGCCACUACUUCCACCCGAUUUGGUUUUGCAUGCGCUGGAUUUGGCUUUAGAUGUUCUCCCUUUGCGUUCCGGUCGUGGUUUUUA
Manihot esculenta (cassava) is the source of this 1745-nucleotide messenger RNA. RefSeq names its product putative UDP-rhamnose:rhamnosyltransferase 1. Gene Ontology annotation, molecular function: UDP-glycosyltransferase activity. Bases 166 to 1530 code for a protein of 454 amino acids. The record is from RefSeq and is a predicted model, not a curated record. Lineage: Eukaryota; Viridiplantae; Streptophyta; Magnoliopsida; Malpighiales; Euphorbiaceae. The transcript is spliced from 2 exons.